Lactuca sativa (garden lettuce) is the source of this 762-nucleotide messenger RNA. The record is from RefSeq and is a predicted model, not a curated record. NCBI's taxonomy places the organism in Eukaryota, Viridiplantae, Streptophyta, Magnoliopsida, Asterales, Asteraceae.
AUGGCGAAAAAGGUCGAUAAGGACUGUGCGGUUUUUGUUAGUACCGGAUAUUGUAGCUUCGGAGACUUUUGCAAAUUUCGCCACCCUACUUUAAAAACCACUGAUAAGGUUGAUUAUCGCUUUCACAUUUCAAACAAAAUUCGUGACUUAUUGGGUUUGGUUGAGAAGGUUCAGAAGGAAGGAAACAAUGGAAGCUCUUCUGGAAAAGAAUCUGACAAAUCGAGUCCCAUCAUCCCAUGCAAGGGACAACAAGAUUGUGCUUUCUACAUGCGUAACGGGUCUUGUGGUUAUGGAGUAGAUUGCAAAUACCACCAUCCCGAUCCGAUUUAUGACCCUUAUGAACAACACGGAAAUGGUUAUGGUUUUGACUAUCAACAUCAAUCUUUUGGAAAUAUGAAUGGCGAAUACUAUCCAAAUGCUCCAUUAAUGACAGAUAGCACUGUUCAACCAACCAUUAAUGCAUGGAAUGGAAAUCAGGGAAUGGCUGCGAAUCCUGGGUUUUAUGGAACAGAUAAUUACUAUCCUGCGAAAGAGUCAUCGCUUGUUCUGAAUGAAGAGGGUCUGCCUCUAAGGCCUAUACAAAUUACAAUAGGGAGAAGUGUAUGCUGGCAUUAUGAAAAGUCAGGUGUUUGUAUCUUUGGCAUCGCAUGUGCAUUUGAUCAUCCACCAAUUUUCUCUCCAGCUUUUUAUGAUGAUGUUAUUGAAGGAUCCACAUCUCAGUCUGCUCCUCAUGAUGAUAACAACCCGGAAACCCAAGAGUAG